AAUAUAAAUUGUAGGCUAAAAUGAAAGGUGAUGUGGCUAUUCGAUGUGCACAAUGUGCUGUAGGGGCAUUGCACAGUUGGUUGCAGUGGAGUACACUUCCCCCUCCCUAGCGACGGCCACGGCCUCCCCGGGCAGGAAAAGAGAUUAGCAGAACAUUAACCUCUUUCAAUCGUGUGAGACGUACGUGGCGAGCGCGCGUCAUCACAGUGCCGACGUCCUAACCUCUUCUCGCACGUGUGGGAUGGGCAAGUCCAGGAAGACUCGAAAAAAGCUCCGGGCCCAAGAUGAUUUUACGUCUGCUGGAAGCGAUGGCGACAUGGAUCCCGGCGGUGCCCUCGUUGACAUGGGCCCACCCUCUAAAGUCAUCGGAUACGAGGAUUUCCAAACUCCACUCCCGCUGGUGCCCGAGGGAGAUCGGCGUCGACCUGUCGGCCCGGGUUCCGGGAAUCUCUCCCGGGCCUCCUCUGAUCUCAUCGACAGCGGCUCCUCAUCUGAAGACGACGACAGGGACCUCCGGCGAAAAUCGCCCCCGCCUCCACCAGAAGUUCAGGUGCUGUCCUACUCAGCCACAGACCCCGGGCCGUUCGUCGUGGUAGUCAGCUGCGAGGAACGGAACAUCUCCGGUCUCUACCCCCUGGCCGUGGGCCGUCGCUUCUCUUUUCACCAUGUUCACCCUUCUGAUGUGUGCAAGUCUGGCCGCGGCCGGGUCAAUGUCAUCCUGCCCUCCGCCGCCGAAGCCAACAAGCUCUUGGCUCUUGCCCCCCAGCUGGGGCGUGACGACGGCUGGUCCCUCUCCUUGCCCCAGUCGCAACAGCCUGUCUCGUAUGGUGUCAUCAGGCGUCUCCCUCCAUCCAUCGAGCUUGCGGACAUUGUCGUCGGUGCGGAGGCGUCGAACGGAGUGCGCGUCUCUGAAGCCGUCCAGCUGCGUCGGCGCGCCUCGGAUUCUUCUGGUGCUCCAGUUUGGGUUCCAUGUAACUCCUGGAAAGUCAAGUUCAACUCCCGGGACCGCCCGGACAAGCUUCGUCUGUAUGGGUGUGUCAUCCCCGUGGAGCCCUACGUCUUUUCUGUUACUCAGUGCGACCAAUGUUUUAUGUUCGGCCACCCCAAGAAAUACUGCAAGGGCCGGCCUCGGUGUGGACAGUGCGGGGAUUUUGCACACGACGAGGGCGCCACGUGCCCAGCCAAGACCCCUUCCUGCCGCAACUGCAAAGGGCCCCAGCUCUCCUGGGACCCCACCUGCCCUCGUCGUCAGGAAGAGCGAGACAUCAAGACCGUCAUGGCAGCUGACAACAUCUCCUAUGCCGCCGCGGUGCAGCGGUCUCUGGUGCAGUCUCCUGCGCCCCUCAAGGCGGGUCCUUCCCUCCAAGCUCCACCCUCUGGCGGCCCUGGCGCCCCUGGCGCGGGCGUGCCUCCCCCCCGCCCUCCAGCCGGGGGGUGGCCUCCACUUGCGCCGAGUGCUACCCCCGCCCUGGAUGAGAAGACUGUCCUGGACCUCAUUGUACGCCUGCUGGCACAACUGCUGGAACGACUGUCUCCGCUUCUUCCCAGCACGUCCUCCACUACUGCCUCGCUCUCCGCCGUGCUGGCGGAGGCCGCCGGCGCAGUGCUCCGCGGGGCACCAACUGGUGAGUCACUCACGAACGCCCAGGGGUAG
Molecule: messenger RNA, 1654 nt
Organism: Frankliniella occidentalis (western flower thrips)
Lineage: Eukaryota; Metazoa; Arthropoda; Insecta; Thysanoptera; Thripidae
Exons: 1
Coding region: 242-1654 (470 amino acids)
Source: RefSeq, a predicted model, not a curated record